This is a messenger RNA of Drosophila bipectinata, 3200 nucleotides long. RefSeq names its product cytohesin steppke (gene step). Gene Ontology annotation, molecular function: guanyl-nucleotide exchange factor activity. Gene Ontology annotation, biological process: regulation of ARF protein signal transduction. The record is from RefSeq and is a predicted model, not a curated record. Lineage: Eukaryota; Metazoa; Arthropoda; Insecta; Diptera; Drosophilidae.
AGUUUGAAUCGGAGAACCCCCCAAACAUGAGGUGACGGAUACGCGAAUACGGAAUUUAAAAAAAAAAAUAAAAUAAAAUAAAAUUUACGUUUUGUGUGUUUCGUUCGCAUUCUUCCCGCUUCUUCGAGUGCCAAAAAAUUAAAUAAAACAACAACAAAAAUACAAAAAAUAUACAAAGUGAAAUGAAAUAGAAUUUUUCUAAAAUAUUUAUAAAUAUAUAGAGUUUUUCUUUGUUUAUAUGCUGGCCAUGUGCAAAGAUUAAGUUGGCCCUCUUGCCAUAAAAAAAAAAAUAAAAUAAAGUGGUAUUGCGCUGAUAAGGUGUCCGUUGGCUUAUCAAUUAAACCUAGUGUGUGUCCUAGUGUGGGUUGAUAGUGCAAAAAAUUAAUACAGCUACUAGGAAUAUCAAGCUUCCAGACUCUGCAACUGGGAGGAAAUCAACCAUUUGAAUCAUCGGAAUAUUCCAUCUCUGCCACACCAUGGAGGGGCACACUCGUAAUUGAUAGUUGCCCCCAAAAGAGAGAGGAGAGAGAAACUUGUUCCCCAGGAAGUGAGCAAUUGAGGAGGAGGGAUGGCCCACCUUCAGCAGAAGCGCCCCAGUAUCAGCAACUGGUUCUCAUCGCUGCGCCGCCAGCCCAAAAAUAAGAAGAACUCCAUCGGCCUGGGCGGCAGUGGCAGCUUCGGCAGCAAGCAGCAGUUGCAGCGGAGCUGCAUUGACCUCUCCUCCAAUGUGGUGGCCAGCGGAGGAGUGGGAGUGGGCGUGGGCAUUGGCUUCUCGGUGGCCGGCUCCCCGGGGAGUCGGCGCAGCAAUAGCACCUUCUACAUCAAUCCCCUGCAUGUCUCCUCGGCGGAUUCAAAGGAGGACCGACGUCGCCUCGUGGAGGAGGGCAGCAGUAGCGGCAGCAGCCUGAGCAGCGUGUGCACGCGAUGCUUCUGCAACCUGCUGCCCGGCAAGAGCGAGUCCAGCAAGACGCCCACCCCCCUGGCCACGCCCAAGGUCGCCCUCAAGCCACCAGCCAAGCCGCGCUCGCCCUCCCUGGCGCCCUACACCAGUGUGGCCACCUACAAGAUCACCAACCUCUCCCCGGACAGCCCUCCGCCCGCCAGCCCCACGCUCAGCACCGAAACGGUCACCUGCAGCGAUGUCAGGAGCAAGGUCAUCGACGUCCAGCGUCAGCCCUGCCCCGACGAGCCCAACGCCGAGCUGGUGACCAAGAGGAUAGAGUACACGAACACCACUACCACCACGACGACCAGGACUCUGAUUGUGUCCCGGCCGGUGGAACUGCUGCUCAACGAGAAGGGGGAGAUCAUUGCCCGGCGGCCACCUCGCACCACUCGCUCCAACUCCCUCGGCUGCAUGCUGGAUGUGGAGACGGAGGAUGCCGGUAAUCCCGGUGGUGUGGAUAACCAUGGCCUGCAACUGGAAACGGAUCCCAGCUCGGGGUUCAGCUCCCCGCUGACACCCGAUGCCGGUGAUCUUCGCUUCAUCGACGACAGCUCCAAUUCGCAGAGCGAGUCCGAGCGUAAUUCGAUCACUCACAACAACAACAAUAACAACAACAAUGAUGAUGACACCAACAACAAGAAUGGGAAGCGGAACAGCGGCCAGCAGUCGAAUCUGUGCGAGAGCUGUCGCACGCUCCUGGAGAGAAACCGCAGCAAUGCGGAGCAGAGUGGCAAUGUGGUGAUCCUCCGGCGACCCGGAAAGCAAAUCAAAGAUGAAUUGUGCGAGGUCGUCUCGGAAAUGGAGGCACUCGAUGUGCCCGAAGACUGUAAGCAUUCCAACAAGGACAAGCAGAUGUCCAUUGGCCGGAAAAAGUUCAACAUGGACCCGAAAAAAGGCAUUGAGUAUCUCGUGGAGAACAGACUGCUGCGUCACGAUCCCCAGGAUGUGGCGCAUUUCCUCUACAAGGGCGAGGGCCUUAACAAAACGGCCAUAGGCGAUUACCUUGGCGAAAAGAACGAUUUCAAUGAGGAUGUGCUCAAGGCCUUUGUGGCGCUCCACGAUUUCACCAAUCUCAUUCUAGUGCAAGCCCUUAGACAAUUUCUUUGGUCGUUUCGGUUGCCCGGCGAGGCGCAAAAGAUCGAUCGCAUGAUGGAGUGCUUCGCCCAGCGCUAUUGCCAACUCAAUCCGGAUAUAUUCACCAACACGGAUACCUGCUAUGUGCUUAGCUUUGCCAUUAUAAUGCUCAACACCUCCCUGCACAAUCCAUCGGUUAAAGACAAACCCACCGUUGAACAAUUCAUCUCGAUGAAUCGUGGCAUCAACAACGGCGGUGAUUUGCCCCGGGGUCUACUCGAGUCCCUGUACGAGUCCAUACGAACCGAGCCCUUCAAGAUACCCCAGGAUGAUGGCAAUGAUCUGAUGCACACCUUCUUCAAUCCCGACAAGGAGGGCUGGCUGUGGAAGCAAGGCGGCAGAUACAAAUCGUGGAAACGACGUUGGUUCAUAUUGAACGACAAUUGCCUGUACUAUUUCGAAUACACCACCGAUAAGGAGCCGCGUGGCAUUAUACCGCUGGAGAAUAUAUCGGUGCGGGAAAUUCAUGAUCGCAGCAAACCGCAUUGUUUCGAGCUCUUUGCAACUGGCGGUGCUGAUAUUAUCAAGGCAUGCAAAACCGACUCCGAGGGCAAGGUGGUCGAGGGCAAGCAUACUGUGUACCGCAUGUCCGCCGCCACGGAGGAGGAUCAACAGGAGUGGAUCAAGCGCCUGACGCAGUCCAUCAGCCACAACCCCUUCUACGAUAUCCUAGUACAAAGAAAGAAAAAGGCGCUCAGCAAGAGUUAGUAUUAAAACGUAGCUCGGCGCAACUCUUGUCUUGGAUCUCAGUGAAACUCUGCUACGCGUGUGUGGCUGCUCUCCCCCCUUCCCCCAUAAAACAAACAACAAAACAAAACUUUAUAUUCAUAAACAAAUACCUAAUCAUAUUUAAAUGUAACUUUCUGUGUGCAUGUUGAACCAAUGCCCGUAAAUACUAUCUGUUCCAAUUCCCAUAUGAUGAUGUCUCUUUGUAUUCAGUUUGAUCGACUCGACACGAAAAAAAGCCAGCACACGCCGAUGCACCUUUGAACCACAAACUUUGUCUCUAUUGUUGUGAUAUAAUUUAUUUACACUAAGCAUUAACAAUAUGAAUCGAUAUGAAAACAUGAAAAUGCAUCAUUAAGAAAUACACAUUUAUAAACAUUUUGAUUAGUGCAAA